AAAGGUCAAGAGGUCAAGAGGUCAAGCUCCUCCUUGUCUCCUACAAUCUCCAAACCUUACUGUUGGUGUCAAAUUUGAUCACUUUAAAAAUAUGAAUAAAAAAAAUGUAAAAGGUCAUCAGAGGUCACCAGAGGUCAACCAAAAUCAAACAUUGGUAUCAAUCAACUCUGCUGGUUUGUGCUGGUUUGUUCAGCAGCCAUUAUGUUUGAUUUCAUAAAUGCAGGAGGGCUAGGCGACCUCUGAAAACUUUUUUAUUAAUAUCUUUAAAACACAGCGGCACAAACACAAAUAUUUGCGGCACAAUCGCAGCACAAACGUUUGACACCAAUGUCCUUCGUUUGGGGAAACGAUGGAAACGUCACUCAGGUUGGAUUUAGAGCCGAUUCUUAGACGUCAGGCAGCCGAUUUAAAAUCCAUACAAACAUUAAAACCACCGGCGGGACGAGCAGAGAGUCGCUGCUGCUAGUCUGCAGGGAAGGAAAACGCUUCACCCUGAAACGACUCAAUGCUUCACCAGUUCAAAACCCAGCAUGGACCGUCUGACAGCUGGUUCUGGAGGCCCGACCCGGUUCAGCCCCUGGGUUCUGGUUUUGGAGGAAGUGUGAAUCAAAGGUCUGUUUAUAGUUUGUGAAAGUGCUGCUCGGGGGAAUCGUCUCACUUCUUCAUUUCCAGCCGACGGAGACGCAGAUCGGAGGACGGUCUCUCUAGCGCCCCCCGCAGGCUCACUCCGUUCCCUUCCAGAGAACCCGAACCUGAAUCUGCGGGGUGUGAAUACUUUCAGCUCCUGCAGACCCAGAUGUUCCGCUCAGUGCUGCCCCUGCUGGUCACUCUGAGUCCGGCUCUUCUCUUCCUGCUGCUCACUCGCGGCUCCGUGACGCAACAGGAACUGUGGGAGGACUACAAAUAUGGCCGCCACAUCGCCGAGCCACUGCAGCGCGACUGCAGCUGGAGAUGCAUGCUGUUCACCCUGCAGUGGCCGGGGGGGUUCUGCCAGUCUUUGUACAAAGAGACUCAGUGCACGAUUCCUGAGAACAUCAGCAGCUGGACCAUCCAUGGCCUCUGGCCUCUCCAUGUCCAGUCCUGCUGCACCUGCUGGCCCAUCUUCCACUCUGACCUCCAGGAGGUGGAGGAGGAGCUGUUGGAGUUCUGGCCAUCUCUCCUGAAAACCAAACCGUGCUUCCGUUUCUGGAAGGAGGAGUGGCUGAAACACGGCUCUUGCGCUGCGUGUGUUGAAGGAUUCAACUCUCCUCUGAAAUAUUUCCAGAUCUGCCUGAAGCUGCGCCAUCAGUUUGAUCUCUACAAGAUGCUGGCGGAAGCAGGAAUCACUCCGUCCUGUGAUCGACUCUACAAGGUUGCAGAGCUGCAGCAGGUCCUGCUGCCGCAUGUCGGAGACAAACAUGAGAUCCAGUGCAUCAAAGACCAGCAGGACAGGCAGGUUCUGUUCCAGGUGAAGGUCCAGUUGACCCGGAACCUGACUGUCGGCUGUGGUCACCAUGGCGACGGCGGGCUGGGCCCCGGGCCCGGGCCCUCUCCGGGCCACCCCUGCCCUCCGGACGCUCUGCUCUACUACUUCCCCAUCAACCACCAGGAGCCGUGGCGGCCCUGCGGCUGACCCGACCCGACCCGAUCCGAGAUGUUCUGGAACGUCCUGCUCUGCUUUCCCUCCAGUUCGGACUCGGAACCGUUCAGAUCAAUGUUUGUUUUCGCUAAGCAGCAUCAACAUGAUUAAAUUGUUAAAUCUAAUAAAAGGCUCCAACAGUC
This is a messenger RNA of Xiphophorus hellerii (green swordtail), 1761 nucleotides long. It is a transcript of the gene rnaset2l, whose product is annotated as ribonuclease T2, like. Gene Ontology annotation, molecular function: ribonuclease T2 activity; RNA binding. The transcript has 9 exons. The record is from RefSeq and is a predicted model, not a curated record. The coding region runs from base 797 to 1612 and encodes 271 amino acids. Gene Ontology annotation, cellular component: extracellular region. NCBI's taxonomy places the organism in Eukaryota, Metazoa, Chordata, Actinopteri, Cyprinodontiformes, Poeciliidae. Gene Ontology annotation, biological process: RNA catabolic process.